Molecule: messenger RNA, 5918 nt
Organism: Pocillopora meandrina
Lineage: Eukaryota; Metazoa; Cnidaria; Anthozoa; Scleractinia; Pocilloporidae
Source: the annotation of a GenBank genome assembly
AUGGCGAUGGAAUACAGCAAAGAGCAGCUCAACUACUACAGGAUUUGUUACGUUGUCGCUGAUGUAUUAACUGAUGGUCUGCGAAUAAUUUUCAAACAAGAAUGGGACAAUCGCUACGGUGUAACAACGUCCGGGGAAUGGAAGGAUGAACCAAGAAAUGGAGUGGACUUUAAAAACAAGGAAUCUGCUCAGAACCAAAAAAAAAAUGCGCGUCUCCUUACAACCAUGAUUGGAGGAAACAGAGUAGAAUGGGAUUGUACGAUGCUUUUCUACGCUAUUCUUUUCUCAGAUUGUAUUGACAACCUCAGCCCAGUUGUCAGAUCAAAUGUCGAUGCCCUCAGAAAGUUUCGAAAUGAAGAUUUUGCGCACAUGUCGGAAGGAAACCUUUCAGACCUGCAGUUUCAAAACAUCAUUGGCAAAGUUGACACUGCAUUUCAAGCGCUCGGUCUUUCCACAAUGAAAAUUCAAGAGAUUAAGAAUCAAACGAGCUUUCCCACGGAGGAACUGAAAGAUGUCUUGAAAAUGGUUGACAAUCUUAAGCAGGAGCUUCAGGUCCUUGAAGAUCAGUUAAACAAUGAUAUCUCCCCCUUCUGUGUCCUCCCUCCUAAACCCUCACAUGACGUAACAAGCCGCGACCGAGAGGUGGCCGAAAUAAUGCAACAGCUUAGAGAACUUAAAACAGCAAAUAAAGACAGGCUAAGUUACCUUUACAUCUCCGGAAAUCCUGGAAGUGGAAAGUCUCAACUAGCGGGUCUUGUGACUAAACGAUUCUACAGAGAAAUUAAAGAUCUUCCGGAUGGUACCUUAUUUGUGAUGACGAUAAAUGGUGAAAGUCCAGAUACUGUGCUACAAUCGUAUGUGGCUUUUUCACGGCGUCUUAAGUGUCCCGAGUACGCGGUGACAACCACCCUCCAUUCAGAGGACUUGACAACAAAUGAGAAAAUCACCAAUCUUAGGGCAUUGAUCGGAACGAAAAUUGGGCUUUAUACAUCGUGGCUGCUCGUAGUUGAUAAUGUCGCGAGUCUAUCACAUGUGCAUGUCCAUCUACCCGAAGCCGGAAAUGAAGUGUGGGCAAGAGGCCAGUUGCUUAUCACAACUCAAGACAGUGGGUCAAUUCCUCCAGCAAGUUCCUUCAACAAACACAUCUCAAUAAGCAACGGAAUGAAUCUUGAUGAUGUCAGUUGUUUAUUGGAAAAACUCUCAGGAAUCACGGACAAAGAGAUGGAAAUCAAAGUUGCUCAGGCGUUGGACUACCAGCCUCUCGCCUUGGCAAGUGCCGCCACUUAUGUCAGAGAAGUUCGACAGACAUCUAAGUUUGGCUGGAAAGACUAUCUUGCAAAACUUGAAACAGGCCAAAGAAAUGUCAUGGAGAAAUUUCUUGCCGAAGUCAACCCAAGCUAUGCAAAGUCCAUGACCACAGCAACAACACUGGCCGUAGAAACAGCUAUGGAAUCCAGAAAAAUUAUGCAUCACGCCUUUAAGUUCCUGUCCCUGUGUGCACCACAACCAUUAAGUCUUAAUAUCAUUGAAGACUUUAUCACAAUCGUGGAUAAAGAAAUUCAAGACAUAGAAAUGAUUCGUUUGAAGAUACAAGGGUGCUCCCUGCUGAUGUUUGAAAGGGACGAAACUGACGUUUACAUUCGUGUGCAUCAGGUUGUACAUAAUUCCAUUAAGACUUUGGCUGCAGCUCAUUCGGAUGAUAAGCACAACGAGGUCGUCAGUGGAGUGAUUGGAUCAUUCAGUCGUUUUGUAGAAAAAUAUCUACCAAGGGACAACUACGAGUUCUAUGCUCUAAUAAACAGCAGACAUGUUACUCAUUUAAAAAAUUUAGCUCCAGAAAUCGAGAGAUAUUUUUCUAAGAAGGUUAUUUCUCAAGUCGACCAAAGUGGCUUUUUGAUCAAGAACCAUGCGAUGGACCUCCAUAGAAUGAGUUUGUUUUGCUAUAUGCAUUGUGAAUACGAAACUUCAAGACGUUUCAUCGAUAUGGCAUUAGACGUAUCCAUUGUCAACGAGCACGACCCUGGCUUAGAUAUUGCAGAUAUCUACGAACGCGCGGGUAAAGUGCACGAAAAGCUGGGCGACCUGAGUAAGACAAAAGAUUAUCAUGAUCUUGCACUGGCCACUCGUCUGAAAAAGCUUGGACCUGACCAUGUUGACAUUGCAAAGUCUUACUUUUACCUGGGUAUUUUACACAAAAAGCUGAGUGACCUGAGUCAGGCAAAGGAUUAUCAUGAUCGUGCACUGACCAUUCGUCUGAAAAAGCUUGGACCUGACCAUGUUGACGUUGCAAGUUCUUACAAUAGCCUGGGUAUUGUACACGAAAAGCUGGGUGACCUGAGUCAGGCAAAGGAUUAUCAUGAUCGUGCACUGGCCAUUCGUCUGAAAAAGCAUGGACCUGACCAUGUUGACGUUGCAAGUUCUUACAAUAGCCUGGGUAUUUUACACAAAAAGCUGGGUGACCUGAGUCAGGCAAAGGAUUAUCAUGAUCGUGCACUGGCCAUUCGUCUGAAAAAGCUUGGACCUGACCAUGUUGACGUUGCAAAUUCUUUCAAUAGCCUGGGUAUUGUACACGAAAAGCUGGGUGACCUGAGUCAGGCAAAGGAUUAUCAUGAUCGUGCACUGGCCAUUCUUCUGAAAAAGCUUGGACCUGACCAUGUUGACGUUGCAACUUCUUUCAAUAACCUGGGUACUGUACACGAAAAGCUGGGUGACCUGAGUCAGGCAAAGGAUUAUCAUGAUCGUGCACUGGCCAUUCGUCUGAAGAAGCUUGAACCUGACCAUGUUGACGUUGCAAGUUCUUACAAUAGCCUGGGUAUUUUACACAAAAAGCUGGGUGACCUGAGUCAGGCAAAGGAUUAUCAUGAUCGUGCACUGGCCAUUCGUCUGAAAAAGCUUGGACCUGACCAUGUUGACGUUGCAAGUUCUUACAAUAGCCUGGGUAUUUUACACAAAAAGCUGGGUGACCUGAGUCAGGCAAAGGAUUAUCAUGAUCGUGCACUGGCCAUUCGUCUGAAAAAGCUUGGACCUGACCAUGUUGACGUUGCAAGUUCUUACAAUAGCCUGGGUAUUUUACACAAAAAGCUGGGUGACCUGAGUCAGGCAAAGGAUUAUCAUGAUCGUGCACUGGCCAUUCGUCUGAAAAAGCUUGGACCUGACCAUGUUGACGUUGCAAGUUCUUACAAUAGCCUGGGUAUUGUACACGAAAAGCUGGGUGACCUGAGUCAGGCAAAGGAUUAUCAUGAUCGUGCACUGGCCAUUCUUCUGAAAAAGCUUGGACCUGACCAUGUUGACGUUGCAAGUUCUUACAAUAGCCUGGGUAUUUUACACAAAAAGCUGGGUGACCUGAGUCAGGCAAAGGAUUAUCAUGAUCGUGCACUGGCCAUUCGUCUGAAAAAGCUUGGACCUGACCAUGUUGACGUUGCAAAUUCUUACAAUAGCCUGGGUACUGUACACGAAAAGCUGGGUGACCUGAGUCAGGCAAAGGAUUAUCAUGAUCGUGCACUGGCCAUUCGUCUGAAAAAGCUUGGACCUGACCAUGUUGACGUUGCAAGUUCUUACAAUAGCCUGGGUAUUUUACACAAAAAGCUGGGUGACCUGAGUCAGGCAAAGGAUUAUCAUGAUCGUGCACUGGCCAUUCGUCUGAAAAAGCAUGGACCUGACCAUGUUGACGUUGCAAGUUCUUACAAUAGCCUGGGUAUUGUACACGAAAAGCUGGGUGACCUGAGUCAGGCAAAGGAUUAUCAUGAUCGUGCACUGGCCAUUCUUCUGAAAAAGCUUGGACCUGACCAUGUUGACGUUGCAAAUUCUUUCAAUAACCUGGGUACUGUACACGAAAAGCUGGGUGACCUGAGUCAGGCAAAGGAUUAUCAUGAUCGUGCACUGGCCAUUCGUCUGAAAAAGCUUGGACCUGACCAUGUUCACGUUGCAAAUUCUUACAAUAGCCUGGGUAUUUUACACAAAAAGCUGGGUGACCUGAGUCAGGCAAAGGAUUAUCAUGAUCGUGCACUGGCCAUUCGUCUGAAAAAGCAUGGACCUGACCAUGUUGACGUUGCAAGUUCUUACAAUAGCCUGGGUAUUUUACACAAAAAGCUGGGUGACCUGAGUCAGGCAAAGGAUUAUCAUGAUCGUGCACUGGCCAUUCUUCUGAAAAAGCUUGGACCUGACCAUGUUGACGUUGCAAAUUCUUUCAAUAACCUGGGUACUGUACACGAAAAGCUGGGUGACCUGAGUCAGGCAAAGGAUUAUCAUGAUCGUGCACUGGCCAUUCGUCUGAAAAAGCUUGGACCUGACCAUGUUCACGUUGCAAAUUCUUACAAUAGCCUGGGUAUUGUACACGAAAAGCUGGGUGACCUGAGUCAGGCAAAGGAUUAUCAUGAUCGUGCACUGGCCAUUCGUCUGAAAAAGCUUUGACCUGACAAUGUUAACGUUGCAACGCGUUGUUGCGUUUUAUAAAUACUGCUGCAGGUACGUUUUAUUCUCCUUCUUUGCCUUCACUGCCGGUCUCGAAUUCAUUGUCAAUAAUCUCCUCUGCAUCUUCCGUCUCCUCUUUCUCUUCUUCCCAUAAUGCAUUUUCUUCGACUCGGCGCUCUCUUCUUUCCAGAUGGGGUAUAUGUGAACGAGUUAUUUACUAUCCAUGUUUCAUGCAGCAUUCGGAGUUUGGCUUUGAAAGGCUUGUUUAUGCACUUAUCUAGGGGCUGCAACACUGACGUCAGGCCACCGGGAAUGACAGCAACAUCGACAGUUCGUCUCGCACUGUUCGGUUGCCCGUAAAUUCGAGGGUUCUUGUGGCUGGCAGCUCAAAUCCUCCGUGUUUAAGAUGUGGCUUAACUGGUAGUCAUGACGUCUCCGGGCCCUCAACACAAAACGAUGGAAUUCGACGAUCUUCUCCUCCAUGUCUGCUGGUAGACGCUGAGCCAAAGUUGUUUUCGCUCUCAUAGAUACAGCGUGGCGACGUUUUCAGUUGUUGUACCACCCUAUAGAUGCCUUGAACUCCGGAUCGGAGCUGAGUUCCUUCGCCUUUAACCGGAGCAUUACGCUAUUAACUGAGAGACCUGCAGAAAAUAGAACUGUUCAGUGUUAAAGGACAAGGUAUUUUACGUGCACGUGUUGCAUGUUAACAUUGAUCUUCUGGACUGUUAAUCAAUUAGCGCAAAUUGAAGACAAAACAAUUCUUUAUCGUACCUUGACUUCUUUGAUCGCUAAACCAGUCUGCUAAGCGUUGAUCCAGUUUUGGAUAUUUUGGUUUGUACCGACCCAUGGAUGCACGUUUGGCAGUCAUCUUUAACUCGCCAUUAAACAGCAUAUGCAGUUGGUUUCGCCAUUUGCGAACCAUUGACUCGGAUAUUCCGUACUCGCGUGCAAUUUCUCGAUUGUUUUUCCCUGACUCUGCUUCCUCUACUACUUUCAACUUAAAGUUCAGAUCGUAAGAAUGACGUCGCGUACUAGGCAUGAUUUCUGUUUUGAACACAGCAAUGCUCACUGAAUCGCCGUGAAUGAAGUCUUACAACUAGGAGUUCGACCAGCUGAGACAUGCUUAUAAAGCUUAAACUGGAUCAAUUAGUAUUCAUAGCUUUAGAAAGUAACACUGUUUCCUAAGAAGGCAGACUGUAUUCACGGUAUCUAGAUCUCUUUUAUCGGUGUGAUUUUUUUUUCGCUUUGUUCGUGCAAAUGUGUGACUUUUUUGCCUUUUGUUAAAAAAGGUGACAUGACUGUAAUUAGAAACUUUGAAAACGCUAUUGUUUUGAAAGUGAAUAUAGUGAAAAAGCCCAAAGUUGAGGUUGCGUCUUAUAACCGGGUAUUUAGGCGAAAUUUUCGGUUUAACAACUUGAAAGAAACGAGUUCAAAAAUUCAGGGUGCGUCUUAUAACCGAGUGCGCCUUAUAACCGAGAAAAUACGGUAAUCUUUAUUAUUUUCAGCAG